AUGGAACAUUUUCUUAAUAAUAACGACGAUCAUAAUUCAAGUUUUUUUCAACCACCAACACAAGAUGAUGAAAAUGAAGUGCUUGAUGAACAAAAUUCUCCUUCAGAUAUGGAAACAAUAAGUCCAAUUAAAAAUGAUAAUAAACCAGAAGAAUCUCUUCCUAAAACGGAUCGUCUUCAGUCAAAAACUAUUGAUGAAGAAGCAAAUAUAAAAUUACAAGUUCUUGUAUCAAAUUUCAGCGAUGAACAAUUAGAUCGUUAUGAAAUGUAUCGUCGUUCAGCAUUUUCAAAAGUUUCAAUAAAACGUUUAAUGCAUUCAAUAACAGGUUCAAUACCAUCAUCGAAUGUUGUUAUUGCUAUGGCUGGUAUUGCGAAAGUAUUUGUGGGUGAAAUUGUUGAAGAAGCUUUAGAAGUUCAACGACAAGAUAAUGAAACAAAAUCAACACCACUUGAACCAAAACAUUUACGUGAAGCAUAUAGACGUAUUAAUAAUCAUCAUUAUCAUUGUCCACAGAGAAAAACAUGGAAAUCAAAAAGACGAUCGAGAUUUUAA
Adineta steineri is the source of this 552-nucleotide messenger RNA. NCBI's taxonomy places the organism in Eukaryota, Metazoa, Rotifera, Eurotatoria, Adinetida, Adinetidae. The record is from the annotation of a GenBank genome assembly.